Molecule: messenger RNA, 427 nt
Organism: Dentiscutata heterogama
Lineage: Eukaryota; Fungi; Glomeromycota; Glomeromycetes; Diversisporales; Gigasporaceae
Source: the annotation of a GenBank genome assembly
UUUUCAAACAGAUGAUAGUAAUGGAUGGAUGUUUCAAUCCCAAAAUGACAAACAAAAAUUAUUUGACUUAAAUUCAGAAACAGAUGAUAGCAAUAUAUGGAUGACCCCAUCACAAAAUGGCUCCACGCAAACAUUUGACUUAAAUUUAGAAAUGGAUUACGGCAACAAAUCAACGGAUGAUCACAUUCCAAAAUGGCUUCACGCAAAUGAAAUGAACUUAGGAACGGAUAAUAGUAAUAAAUCGAUGACUCAAUCUCAAUAUGACACCAUGCAAAUACUUGAACAAAAAACAGAUAAUAAUGACAGAUGGAUGACGUUAUCGAAAAAUAACUCCAUGCAAGAAACUAGCUCCAAUAUCAUAGAAGAAUCUAUUACACAACAUUUUCAAGAAAUUUAUCCUGAGAACAGUGUUCAUGAGUCCAACUGA